UUCUGUCUUCAUGACAGCUGUGGCUCAGCCGUGGUUUCUGACUGCGCUAACCCUUCCGGGCCGCGCAAUAAGCCCCCGCUUUCGGAGCUAACCGGAAAUGCCAGUGCGCAUCCUCCAUUCAAUCCCAUCGGCCCAGAGAAGGAGACCAUCGGCCGCCGUGUGGACUCGAUCUCGGCGAUUCGGGGAAGUCGACGGUGGUGGAGGCCUGCGCCGUGUAGAUUGCCCGCAGAUGCGGUGGUUCUCCAGCAAGGUAGAGCAGCCUCCGGAGAGCAUAGUUGCACGGGACGAAGGAGUACUCUCACCGGCCGCCACAACCGAACGAGAAAGUGCUUGUUACUUCUUCUGUCUUGUAUGACGGAGCGCAAAGCCUUUACUGGCAUCAGUCACCUGCUUGCCUACAUACUUCUCACCCAAAGAAGUAAAGGCCGGGAAGACCUGAUUUGUCGCCGGGAGUCCGCCAUCGCGGUGUUUCUUCAGAGAAGGGGGAAAAAGAAAAGGGGGUCACUGCUUCUGCCCACACUCUCUCUCUCUCCCGGUUCACCUCAGACGCUGGACCAGUCACCAAUCUAA
Colletotrichum paranaense is the source of this 570-nucleotide messenger RNA. RefSeq lists its product as uncharacterized. The record is from RefSeq and is a predicted model, not a curated record. NCBI's taxonomy places the organism in Eukaryota, Fungi, Ascomycota, Sordariomycetes, Glomerellales, Glomerellaceae. The annotation marks the transcript as partial. The transcript has a single exon.